Megachile rotundata (alfalfa leafcutting bee) is the source of this 612-nucleotide messenger RNA. RefSeq names its product general odorant-binding protein 56d-like. Gene Ontology annotation, molecular function: odorant binding. The record is from RefSeq and is a predicted model, not a curated record. Gene Ontology annotation, biological process: sensory perception of smell. Lineage: Eukaryota; Metazoa; Arthropoda; Insecta; Hymenoptera; Megachilidae.
CGCGGAAGAUUCGACGUGUAUUCAGUUCUUCUUGGACAUCCGAUCAGACUUCGCUUACACAUCGCAAAUAUAAAAAACGAAAAAAAUGAAGACCGUUGCAGUUAUCUUCGCCUUCUGCCUCGUCGGUGCUUUGGCACUCACUGAGGAACAAAAAGCCAAAUUGACCCAACACAAGAACGCCUGCAUCACCGAGACCGGUGUAGAUGCUCAGGUGGUCGAAAACGCCAAGACCGGCAACUUCGCAGAGGAUGACGAGAAACUGGCCUGCUUCGCUUCCUGCAUGCUGAAGAAAAUCGGCGUCAUGAACGCUGACGGUACCAUCAACGUCGAAGUCGCCAGGCAGAGGGCUCCAUCCACCGUUCCUCAAGAACAGGUUGAGAGUGUCAUCAACAAGUGCAAAGACACCACUGGACCUAAUGACUGUAAGAAAGCAUCGAACUUGGUGAAAUGUUUCAAAGACAACAAAUCCUUCAACGUACUUAACUAAACUGCGAAUCGAAUGUGGAGAAUUGUUCUUGUAAUUUCAAUUUUUGAAUUGUAAUUCACGUAUUAAUUGGCCGUUGCACUUGUAAAUAUAAAUUAAUAAAUUAACAAGAUAAAUACUUGACAAUA